Messenger RNA from Manis pentadactyla (Chinese pangolin), 4969 nucleotides. It is a transcript of the gene PGR, whose product is annotated as progesterone receptor. Gene Ontology annotation, molecular function: nuclear steroid receptor activity; steroid binding; DNA-binding transcription factor activity. Gene Ontology annotation, biological process: regulation of DNA-templated transcription; steroid hormone receptor signaling pathway. Gene Ontology annotation, cellular component: nucleus. The record is from RefSeq and is a predicted model, not a curated record. NCBI's taxonomy places the organism in Eukaryota, Metazoa, Chordata, Mammalia, Pholidota, Manidae. The coding region runs from base 1798 to 4572 and encodes 924 amino acids. The transcript has 8 exons.
GCUAUCCAGAGUCUACAAAUUUUAGAGUCUAUGGCAUUAACCAUCAGGGAAUAUAAAUCCAAACCACAGUGAGAUACCACUUCACAUGCAACAUGAGCACUAUAAUAAAAAAGACAUAAGAGCAAAUAUUUCCAAGCAUGUGGAGAAAGUGGAACUCUCAUGUGCUGCUGGUGAUAAUAUAAAAUGUACAGUCACUUUGGAAAACACGCUGGCAGUUCCUCAAAAAGUUAAAACCAGUUACCAUAUAACCCAUCAAUUCUACUCCUAUGUAUAUUUUCCAAGAGAAAUGAAAAUGUAUGCUCACAUGCAAACUUGUACAUGAAUGUUCACAGCAGCAGUAUUUAUGAUAGCCUAAAAGUAGAACAACUGACAUAUAUUUUGGCAUGAUAUGAUACAGGUUUAUUUCUCAUGGAGACCCUCCCCAAGUGAGUCAGAUUCCCAGGUAUUCUAGUGGCUCUGCCCAUCCUGAAGUCGGAAUGUUCUACUAUAUUCCCUAAACCUGGCUAAGAGAACCUGUGGGGCAUCAGAACAGAUAAGACCUUGAGGACAUUCAUAGAACAAAUCAGAGGAAGGCAGACAAUAUCCAAACUUCCCACACAGGUAGAGAGGUGUUAUCGAUGUACACUCCCAAACUUCUUUACCACAUUAUGGACGGUUGAAGAGGUCACGACAGAUUGGUUGUAGUAAGAGAAAUUUGAAAGUGAUCACUUUUAUGGAAGUCAUAAGAGAGACUCUUUCAUAUUUUUAAAUAUCCUAGACACACAUUCUUAAAGAUAAUAUAGCCAAAUAUCUUCCUCUAUGGUAAACCUUUACAGAACUGAAAUCCUGAAAAUUCAGCUUCUGAUAGUGUUUCCGCUUAGAUUGGGCAUAAUUCUUACUUGGUAGUACAAAAUCUGUUGAUGAGGUUCCACCCCACCCCACCUGCUAUUCAGAGUGGAAUUCAGACCGGCGGCUGGGAAUACCAACUCCAGAAUUUCAGAUCAGGUCUGUAAUUGGGCUAGGGAGGGGCUUUGGGCGGGGCCUCGAGAGAGGGAGGAGGCGUUGUUAGAAAGCUGUGGGGCCAGUCUACUGCUGUCACUACAGUACUCAAGCCUUGUAGUAUUUGAGUGAGAGAGGAUCCGGUGUUGGAGCAGCAUUCUCAGGGAGAACUAGUUUCACUUGGCGUUUGAGUGGGAUCAAUCUGCAUCCACAGGCGUUCCGUCCUUUCGGACUCCGAGAAUGUGAGAGCCGCAGGGACGGCUGUCACCAGCGAUAGGACGCCGGCAGAAACACUACCGUUCUUGAGAAUGGGUUGCACUGAGAGGUCCAUGUAGCCCCCGGGGUUUUAUUGAGAAGGAAAGUGGAGCGCGGGCAAGGACUGGGAGACCUGGGCGCCUGAAGCCACAGGCACGGGAGACAGAGCCGCGUGUAACUGCUUUCGAAGCCGCAGCCCCUGCAGUGCGCGACCUGUGAGUACUCUGCGUCUCCCGCCCUCAGACCGAAGUCGGAGAGCUCUCGGAGAACUCUCCCAGUUAGGGGACGAGAUCCCGACAACUGCUUCUCCCGCCUUCCCACCUGCCUUAGGACGAGACAUCUGCCCCCUUUCCCCUGCCGGCCAGAUGGAGCGCAGAGACAGGAGCUGACCGUCGCCUCCCCCUCCGCACCCAGGGGGUGGAGAUCACCACCCCGCCCCACCCUGUCCAGCCAAAUUGAACACCUAUUGCCUCCUCCCGCUGCUUGUACAUUCCCACUCCCCCUCCUCUUCCCCGUCCCUCCUCCCCAGAGACGGGGGAGGAGAAAAGGGUAGCCCAGGUCGUUAUGACAGAGCUGAACGCCGAGGAUCCCCGGGCUCCCCACGUGGCGGAAGGCGCGCCCUCCCCGACCCAGGUCGGAUCCCCUCUGCUGGGGCGCCGGGACGCUGACCCCUUCCAGGUGAGCCAGGCCUCGGACGCCUCGGCUAUUCCCAUCUCCCUGGACGGGCUGCUCUUCCCUCGGCCCUGCCAGGGGCAGGACCCCGACGGGAAUUCGCGGGACCAGCUCCCUCUGUCAGACGUGCAGGGGGCGUAUCCCAGAGUCAAAGCCUCGGGCGGUGCCGGAGGCGGCGAAUCUGGAGCCCCGGCGAGGGAGAGCGGGCUGCUGGACAGUGUCCUGGACACGCUGCUGGCUCCCUCGGGACCCAGGCAGAGCCGCGCCAGCCCUUCCGUCCGCGAGGCCACCAGCCUUUGGUGCCUGUUUGGCCCCGAGCCUCCCAAAGACCCCCGGACUGCCCCCUCCAUCCAGGGGGUGUUGUCCCCGCUCAUGAGCCGGCCAGAGGGCAAAGCUGGCGACAGCUCUGGGACCGCGGCCUCCCAGAAAGUGCUGCCCAGGGGCCUGUCGCCGUCCCGGCAGCUGCUGCCCCCGCCCCCCGGUAGCCAUUCCUGGCCCGGGGCGGCAGGGAAGCCGUCUCCGCAGCCCGCUGUGGUGGUGGAGGUGGAGGAGGAGGAGGACUCCGAGUCUGAGGGCUCGGUGGGGCCGCUUCAGAAGGGCAGACCUCGGCCUCCGGGAGGCACGGCAGCAGGGGGCGGAGCCGCGACAGCCGCCCCGGGGGCAGGCGCAGGCGGCGUCGCUCUGGUCGUCCGGGAAGAUGCCCGUUUCUCCGGGCCCCGAGUCUCCCCGGCGGAGCAGGACGCCCCCGCGGCGCCCGGGUGCUCCCAGCUGGCCACCGCGGUGAUGGACUUCAUCCACGUGCCCAUCCUGCCGUUCAACUCGGCCUUCCUGGCCGCCCGCACCCGGCAGCUCUUGGAGGCGGAGAGCUACGACUCCGGGGCCGCGGCGGUCGGCGCCUUCGCCCCGCCGCGAGGCUCGCCCCCCGCCUCGUCCGCCCCGCUCGCCGCGGGCGACUUCGCCGACUGCGCGUACCCGCCCGACGCCGAGCCCAGGGACGACGCGUUCCCGCUCUACGGCGACUUCCAGCCGUCCGCCCUGAAGAUCAAGGAGGAGGAGGAAGGCGCCAGGGCCGCCGCGCGCUCCUCGCGGCCGUACCUGGUGGCAGGGGCCGGCCCCGCCGUCUUCCCGGACUUCCCGCCGCCGCCGCCCCCGCGAGCGCCGUCGUCCAGACCCGAAGCAGCGGCGGCCGCCGCCGUCCCCACCGGCGCCUCGGUCUCGUCCGCAUCCUCGUCGGGGUCGGCCCUGGAGUGCAUCCUGUACAAAGCAGAGGGCGCGCCGCCCCCGCAGGGCCCGUUCGCGCCGCCGCCCAGCCGCGCUCCGGGCGCAGGCGCCUGCCUGCUGCCGCGGGACGGCCUGCCCUCCACCUCGGCCUCGGCCGCCGGGGCGGCCCCCGCGCUCUACCCGCCCCUCGGCCUCAACGGCCUCCCGCAGCUCGGCUACCCGGCCGCGGUGCUCAAGGAGGGCCUGCCGCAGGUCUACCCGCCCUACCUGGGCUACCUGAGGCCGGAUUCAGAAGCCAGCCAGAGCCCACAGUACAGCUUCGAGUCAUUACCUCAGAAGAUUUGUUUAAUCUGUGGGGAUGAAGCAUCAGGCUGUCAUUAUGGUGUCCUUACCUGUGGGAGCUGUAAAGUCUUCUUUAAAAGGGCAAUGGAAGGACAACAUAACUAUUUAUGUGCUGGAAGAAAUGACUGCAUUGUUGAUAAAAUCCGCAGAAAAAACUGCCCAGCAUGUCGCCUUAGAAAGUGCUGUCAGGCUGGCAUGGUCCUUGGAGGUCGAAAGUUUAAAAAGUUCAAUAAAGUCAGAGUUAUGAGACCACUAGAGGCUAUUGCUCUACCACAGUCAGUAGGCAUUCCAACUGAAAGCCAAGCCCUAAGCCAGAGAAUCACUUUUCCGCCAGGUCAAGAUGUGCAUUUGAUCCCCCCACUGAUAAACCUGUUAAUUAGCAUUGAACCAGACAUGAUCUAUGCAGGACACGACAACACCCAGCCUGAUUCCUCCAGUUCUUUGCUGACAAGUCUCAAUCAACUAGGAGAGAGACAACUUCUUUCAGUAGUCAAGUGGUCUAAAUCGCUGCCAGGUUUUCGAAACUUACAUAUUGAUGACCAGAUAACUCUCAUCCAGUAUUCUUGGAUGAGCUUAAUGGUGUUUGGACUAGGAUGGAGAUCUUAUAAACAUGUCAGUGGUCAGAUGCUUUAUUUUGCACCUGAUUUAAUAUUAAAUGAACAGCGGAUGAAGGAAUCAUCGUUCUAUUCAUUAUGCCUUACCAUGUGGCAGAUCCCACAGGAGUUUGUCAAGCUUCAAGUUAGCCAAGAAGAGUUCCUCUGUAUGAAAGUAUUGCUACUUCUUAAUACAAUUCCUUUGGAAGGACUAAGGAGUCAAAACCAGUUUGAAGAGAUGAGAUCAAGCUACAUUAGAGAGCUCAUCAAGGCAAUUGGUUUAAGACAAAAAGGAGUUGUUUCUAGCUCACAGCGCUUCUACCAACUUACAAAACUUCUCGAUAACUUGCAUGAUCUUGUCAAACAACUUCAUCUGUACUGCUUGAAUACAUUUAUCCAGUCCCGGGCACUGAGCGUUGAAUUUCCAGAAAUGAUGUCUGAAGUAAUUGCUGCACAAUUACCCAAGAUCUUGGCAGGGAUGGUGAAACCUCUUCUCUUUCACAAAAAAUGAAUGCCAUUAUUAUCUUUGCAAAAUUAAAUUUUGUGGUUUGUCUUGUUGUUUUGGUCAGGAUUAUGAGGUCCCAAGUUUUUAUAAUGUUCUUCUUAAAGCCUUACAUUUAUAACAUAUCAUAGUGUGUAAAUUUCAGAGAAAAUUUGUGAAGUUUUGAUUAUUUUCCUUUAUAAAGCAUAAUUAGAAUUUUUAAAGUGUUUUGUGUAACCAUAUUUUCUUUAAGACUUUACAUGAUUGAAAAAGUACUGAAAUUGAUUGUUAAAGUAAACUUAGCCUUAUCCAUACAUAUUAUUUCAUACCAUUUAGGUGAAGAUUUUUAACUUUUGCAUCUAAAAAAUAUUAUACUUUGGAGGAAAAAAACUUACAUGUAAAAAAUGAAAACUUAUUAUAUAUGUUC